Trichobilharzia regenti is the source of this 4235-nucleotide messenger RNA. Lineage: Eukaryota; Metazoa; Platyhelminthes; Trematoda; Strigeidida; Schistosomatidae. The record is from the annotation of a GenBank genome assembly.
AGAUUACAGUUCCAUAAUACAAAUGAUAAUUUUGAACAUUAUUUAUAUAAUGCACAGAAUUUUCCGCGGAAAUUAUUCCACAGUAAUUUCUCUUUGUUCAUUAUCUUCACGUAGAAUUUCGACUGAGAGCAAGUCACUUAUCACACUGCUGUCUGACCGGAAGCGAAAACCCAUCCCUUUCUACGAUACCGAGGGACUCUGUGUAUCACCGUGAAGGAUUCAUGCGGGGGUGCUCAACGUCCGGAGAUGAUAAGUUGUUCGUGCUGCUGUUAUUGUUCUUUUCUCCUCUGGCUAACCAAGCUGCACAGUGUUCCAGAAUAGGUUUGUAGACUUCACGUUGCGCACUUCGCAUACGCCAUCUGCACAUAGCUGAAGCAUUAGCUAUUCGAGAUCUGAAACUAGACCUCUGCAUUCAAAAGUGAUACAUACGUUCUCUCCCCUACCGUGGCCAGAGUGAAGUUCUUACUGUGACUUUACUUCUUCUAUUUUUAUUUUUAUUAUAUUAAGGAUUAAAAUACCCACAGAGAGUGUUACUACUGUGAGAUAAAUAACAAAACAUAAAAUAUCAUGUCAACUGUCGCUAUGCCUGCAACUGCAUAUCAAACAUCUGCUGCUAAUGCUGGAAAUCCUCCUCAAAUUCUUGGACCAUUGUCUGGUGGCGGUGAAGUACCCGAAGGAGAACCAGUUCACCUGGAGUUAAGAAUUGCCCCACCAGGGAUUUACAAGUACAAUGGUUUAAAGAUGGUGUUGCAUUGAGUGCCGGUUCUCGAUUUAAUACAAUGUGUGAACGUGGUCUAGCUUCACUUGAUGUUAUCUAUACAAUUCCAGAAGAUAGUGGUACUUACUUUUGUGUUAUUUCAAAUCCAUAUGGGAAUGCACAAAGUCAACCAGUUCCUGUGAAUGUAAUACCUGAAAUUGAUCCAAGUCAAGAACAACUAGAUGCUCAGUUUGCUGAUCUCUAUCAAGCAACAAGUGCACCAAUUAAAGAAUAUGAACGUGAUCAAAGAAGUCAACCAAAGAGUGCACCACAUUUUACUCAACAACCAGUAAUCAGCAGUAGUGAUGUUUUGGAGGGUGAACCUGUCAGGAUAGAGGCAUUUUUAAACACAACCAGUGAUUCGUCAUUACAAGUUGAAUGGUUGAAAAAUGGACAGCCAAUUGGGACAGGAAGUCGUUUCAAUGCUGUACUUGAUCGAGGAUUAAUCGUUUUAGAAAUUGGUUAUUCUCUAGUAGAUGACAGUGGACAAUAUGUGUGUGUAGCAACAAAUGCGAUUGGACGAACAGAGAGUCAACCUGUAGAGUUAAGAUGUCAACCAGAAGAUAGAAUUGUUACCAAAUCAAUUCUUGAUCAACAAUCAAUAAAUCAUCUGAAACAGUUGGAAGAACCUGGAGAAGAUUUUGAUUAUGCACGUGAUGCAAAUGUACAGGGCAUUCCUCCAUCAUUCAAAGCUCAUUUAGAACCAUCAUCAAUUCAAGUGAAUGAAGAUGAAACUGUUAUCUUUUCUGUACCAGUUGAUUGUGGUAAUGGAGAUCGUGUUGUUGUUGAAUGGAGACGUGAUGGACAAGUUGUUAUAACAGGAUCUAGAAUAACCGGAAGCUUAGAACUUGGUAUUGCUAGCCUCAAAAUCCACUAUGCUCAACCAACAGACACUGGAGCGUAUACCUGUCACAUUUCUACAGAACAUGGAUCAGCUGACUGUGGUCCUUCAAAUUUGUUAUGUGAAGCUACAGGAAGCAUAAUUGCUGCAAGUCAACUGCCGGGUAACAAAGAAAAAGGUCUUCAAGCAAUAGAAGCUAUAGAAGCGAAUUUGCACGCACCCCGAGGAACAGUAUGGGAAGAUGAUGGUCCACAUGGGGCUCCAACAAUUAUACAACACCCACAACCUGUUGGCGAAAUUGAAGAAGGGACAGCUAUACAUUUCGAUGUACAAGUAGAACCAGCAGCAGAUCCUUCAUUGACUGUUGAGUGGUUUAAAGGAGGUAAACUGUUGACAAGUGGAACACGAUUUAAAGUUGCCUACGAAAGAGGAUUAGCUACGCUGGAUUUGUUAUACACUAUUCCUGAAGACAGUGGUGAAUAUUGGUGUUCUGUUUUUAAUAAAGUUGGUCAAAUGGAGAGUAAUCAUGUACACGUUGUAUGCAAUCCAAGCGCUUCUGUUAUUACACACAGUAAUCUGCUACAAGGUACAGAAGGUUACAAUCUGAUAAAGGCUAUUGAAGACAUUGAACAAACAAAUGGUCCAGAAUAUAAUUACAUCGAAGAAGAAGAGGUUGAUGCUGCACCUAAUUUUGAUGUUAAACCACAAGCUGCUACAAUCAGUGAAGGUUCUCCAGUGAAGUUUUUAGUACGUGUUAGUGGUAAACCUACACCUCAUUUGACAUGGUAUCUGAAUGACGAGCCAAUUGAACAAGAUUCAAUUACAAAGAUAUAUAGUGAUGGUGCAAUCAACUAUUUAGAAAUGAGUCGUUGUCCUGCUUUACAAGGAAGUAAUAGACUACAUGUGAUUGCAGAAAAUCAAUUAGGAAGAGCUGAAGCAGAAACUGUUCUUACAGUUGUAUUGGCUGAAGACUUUAGACCAGAUUUGAAACAUGUUAAGCCAGAAAAUCCUUACAAGAAGAUGGUUGGUUUACGUAAAGUAGACUGUUCACCAGAAUUAAAUAAGGCUUUGACAAGAACUAAACCAUCAGCUCAAACAAUUAUGGAAAUGGAAAGAGGUACUGAAAUAAAAGCUCGUACCUACCGUUCACCAGAAGUAGUUGAAGCUGAGAAAAUGUUGGAUCAACUUGCUUCAAAUUUAAGAAAAUCAGAAGUCAAACGAUUGAUCAAUUUGAUCCACAUUAUUAAGCCUAUUGAUUGAAGAUUGAUCUGAGUACUAGGCUUCAAGGAAUUUUCUCAGUCAAACUAAUGUUCACAAUUACCAGCUCGUCGUAUCUUUUGACGGCUAGCUUUCUCUUUUUCUAGUUGAAACUAAAGGAGACGUUCGCUUUGACUGAUAUAAUGCUCUUCAAAAUUUGAUGUAAAGUAUUUCCAUGGAUGGUAGUGAUCUUGCCUUCUUUUCCUGCUGAUUCCUUUGGUCUGCGUAGUUCUCAAUCAUAUGACUGUGUUGGUUUGUGUGUAAUAUCCCUUUCAAAUUGUUUCAGCAGUCUAGUCAUUAUUCCAGAAGUAUUCUUCAGAUAUACGGCAGAAUAAGUCUACGUAUGGUUUAUGCUGCUAAAAACGUGAAUUUCCUGUUCACAUUUGAAAAUAGUAUCUUUUUUAAAACUCUAUUUUCAUUCUUUUCAGCCUCCAGUAAACUAUAACAAUCAAGAUGGUGUCGCGUAAAUUCAGUAAUACAAACAGAUAAACAAAACAUCGUUUAUUCAAACACUAACACACACACACACACACUAGACUGUCAUUGACAAACUUCCACAAACAACAAAUGACACAACAGCAUAAAUAUAUUUACAUUUCAUAAAAAAUUAUCAAUUAAAUUAUUCUAUUUACAACAACAACAACAACGACAAAAAAAGAAACAUAUUUACUCAAAAAUUAAAAAUCAUAAAAUCCUGGAAUGUGAAUGAUUCAUUCUUUCAUUCUACAUAUGAAAUGAAACAUUUCACGCGGAAACUAUGAAAUCACAAUUAUUUGUCUAUAUUUAUGUUUUUCCCCUUCUCUUCUCUUCUUACUUCUUUGUCUCGUACUUAUUCAAAUCUCCACUUUUAUUUAAAUAAACGCGCGCGCUACUUCAAGGCCAACGAUUGAAAAUUGAAUAUUGACAUAUGUAACUUAUUUUAAAUGCUUGUUAUUUGAACGAAUUGAUAUACCGGAUUAUAUUAAUAUAUUAAUCUCAUAAUAUUAUAGUUAGUUAACUGAGAACUCAAUCAUAUUGAGUUUUACACACAUAUUUUGUGAACAUUUAUCUGCUUUAUUUUGCCGAAAUAUUAUUAUUAUUAUUUUUCACAGUUUAUCGAUCAGCAUGUGGAUGACAUUUGCUAAACAUCUGUUGAAUGGUUAUAUGGCUAACGACAACAUUAGAAUGACUGUCAGUUAUGAGUUUAUGGGGGAAAAAUCUUUUUGUGAAUAACUCAGCAUAUUUUGAUGAUGAUAAUGACUUUGAAGCAUCUUUUUAAACAACAAAAUGCUUAUUUAAUGUGUUCAAUUUAUUCUGUUUUAUGGAUUAUUUAAACAAUUUAUCUUGAAAAAAACUCUUCUCAUUCAUGAAACCAAAAAGAACGAAGAAUAAAAUGUCAUG